AUGAGCAAGGAGGAGCGUACUUUCAUCAUGGUGAAGCCUGAUGGCGUUGCCCGGGGCCUAGUUGGAGAAGUGAUCAAACGAUUCGAGCAACGUGGUUAUAAACUUGUAGGCUUGAAAAUGAUGCACGCCUCGAAGGAGUUGCUGCAUAAACAUUACGAGGCCCACGUUAACAAACCGUUCUUCCCCGGUCUCGCUCAAUACAUGUCCUCCGGACCCGUGGUACCGAUGGUAUUCGAAGGGUAUAAGGCUGUCGACUGUGGCCGCUCAAUGCUGGGUGCUACGAAACCAGAGGAGUCCACUCCUGGCUCACUUCGUGGUGAUUUCUGUCAAAUGGUCGGCCGCAAUAUGGUGCAUGGAUCGGACUCCGUAGAAAGCGCUGUACGGGAAAUCAAUUUGUGGUUCAAACCAGAGGAGCUGUGCAAAUAUGAUCAAACGAUGAAAGGCUGGAUUCACGAAUAA
Echinostoma caproni is the source of this 459-nucleotide messenger RNA. The record is from the annotation of a GenBank genome assembly. Lineage: Eukaryota; Metazoa; Platyhelminthes; Trematoda; Plagiorchiida; Echinostomatidae.